AUCCACCUCCGCCUCCACCUUGUUAUCUUCUAGCAAAUGCUCCGUUAUCUCCGCAUCCGCAUUGAUUACGGUUCCCAUCCUUGUUGGUGGCAACUAGGAGGAGUCAGAGGUGGAGAGAUCAGAAGAUUGAUCGUUAAUGGUGGUGAUGAAGAUGAAGGGCCGGAGUUGAAUAAAGAGAAGAGAAGAGAUUGCUUGCUGGGUUGGUACUUUAUCGGCGAAAAUGAUGGGCAACAAGAAGAUAGGGGAUGGAUCAAGGAUGGGCAUUGGUCAGAAGAGAGAGAAUCGUGGUUUCUACUAUGUUUAUGUAGCAAGACAAGUAUCAUUCAUUCACGCGCCAGGUUUUUGGUAAUAGUGACACACAAUACCGGCGGAAGUGCGCCCUUGGGAAUUUCCACUAUUCCCACUGUGAGGAUGCUUGGAAGUGUGCCCUUGGGAAUUUCCACCGUUCCCGACGACCAACGAGAGCACUGUGAGGAUGGGAACUUCAGGUAUACUUGGUUGCGAUUGCUCAGAACGAAUCAGACGUGGGAAUACAUCAGUCAGAGUAGGGAUCUCAGAGUUACUAAGAAUUGUUGACCUAGUUGUGUCAAACUCAGAAGGGAGACCUGCCAAAAAACUCAUAACAGCUAAUUGUUCACGUUGCUUCUACUGCUCUUUAAUGUCGGUAGUGAAAGGCUCAUAAGCUUAUUAAGGGCUUCAUAUGUUCUCUUAAAUUCCAUAAAAUAUGCAGUGAGAGACAAAUUGUGUUUCUCGGCACGGUAAAAAGAUGUACAAACUCAUAAAUGCGAGUGAUA
This is a messenger RNA of Ipomoea triloba (trilobed morning glory), 794 nucleotides long. RefSeq lists its product as uncharacterized. Bases 37 to 576 code for a protein of 179 amino acids. The record is from RefSeq and is a predicted model, not a curated record. NCBI's taxonomy places the organism in Eukaryota, Viridiplantae, Streptophyta, Magnoliopsida, Solanales, Convolvulaceae. The transcript has 2 exons.